AUGAAAGAUGAUAAAGGAAAUAUCAUUCCAUUUGUACAAUGUACUAAAUGUUUAUCAAUUUUUGCUUAUGAAUCAUGUAAAACUGGUUUAAGUACUCAUAAAGCACAUGCUGAAGGUUGUCUUGGUAGUAGUUCUCCUAGUUCAAGCAAAAACCAAGACAUCAUCGUAAUGAUGAACAAAGAUAAUAAUAGUAAUAUACUAGCUGAUCUGAAGAGUGUAUUUACUGAAACAUGUGCGAAAUUUUGUGCUUAUGAUUUACAUCCAUACGAAUCUGUUCGUGGUCAUGGUUUCCAAAUAUUAUGUCAAUCUUUAUUAGAUCUUGCACGUCAAAAUUUUCAUUCAAUUGAAGCAGCUGAUAUUAUUCCGGAUCCAACGACAAUCUCGCGUCGGGUACAAAAACUAGCUGAAGCCGACUUUUGGAAAAAUAAAUUUACUUCAGAUAGCUAUUUAACAGUAAAUUUGCAUUACAAUAAAGAUGGACAAAUGAAAAAUUUUAUGUUAAAAACUGUUUCAAUAAGCGAAGCUAAAACUGGUGAUAUAACUGAUUUACUUUCCGUAUUUAAAAUUGGUAGCGAGAAAUUAUCUGCUGAUAAUGUUUCUACUUUACACUCUGUUUUACCAUGGUUUUAUAAAUUCAGAAAAUCUUGUGAAAUAAAAGCUACUGAUCGUCCAUGUAUUGCUCAAUUGAAAAAGAAACUAUUAACAAAGCUUGAUGCGAAGUUAUGGUUAACGGACAUUCACUACAUCGCUACCUUUCUUCAUCCUGAAACUAAAUCGCUUCCAAAAAGAAAUAAACGUGCCAAACGUGAUGAUAUUAGUGUUGAUCAUGUAUUGAAAGAGUUUAUUUCAAAUGAAAAUUUAUCAACAGAUGACGAAGAACCAUAUGAUGAAGUGAUCGAAUAUAUGAAAUGUAAAGUAAAUUAUUCAAGUGGUGAAGAUGUUUUGUCAUGGUGGAAAAAACAUUCCUGUAUAUAUACACAACUAUCACGUUUAGCACUAGCAUUACUUUCUAUUCCUGCAUCAUCAGCAACAAGUGAACGUAUCUUUAGUGGAACUGGAAGAAUUUUGGAAACAAGAAGACAACUAUUGAGUGCUGAAUCACUUGAUUCACUCGUUUUUUUACUAGAUUGUAUAUUUUUUUCAUAUGAAAUAAAGUUUGAAAUUGAUUGCACGUGA
Rotaria sordida is the source of this 1176-nucleotide messenger RNA. Lineage: Eukaryota; Metazoa; Rotifera; Eurotatoria; Philodinida; Philodinidae. The record is from the annotation of a GenBank genome assembly.